AUGGGCGAGACCACUUCCUUGGACGAGACGCUUCGCGAGCUGCAGGUGAAGCAGUCCGAGCUAUCUAAAACGUUCAAAAAACUGCAAAGAUUAGGAGUAGAAGGCGAUUACGAACUGCCUCAGCUCGUUAUUUUCGGGAUGCAGUCUUCUGGGAAGAGCUCUGUCUUGGAGAGAAUUUCUCGCGUCCGUCUUCCAACGGACAACACGCGUUUCGUGACGGAGAUUGUGCUGCACCGGUGUCUCUCACCUGAGGCGAAGAUCACAUAUGAGUCUGGACUCUCAUCAAAAAGUGGACAGGAAACUCUUUUCACCAGAGGUGUCGAGCCAGAAGGCUUGGCCGUCAGCAAUGAGUUUUCAAUGAUUGAGAAGAUUCAUAGGGACUUCUUGGAGGAGAGGGCCAAUGCAACGCCGAGAGACUACGUGCUUAAAAUUGAGCUUGCCGGUUCAAAGUAUCCUGACAUGAUUUUGAUAGAGCUUCCAGGACUUCGCACCUCUUCUGGCAACGACGAAAGCUCAGAAGAGGAUUCUUUCGUUCACGACCUUGCCGAGAAGUACAUGAAGAACAAGGCCAGUCUUAUCCUGGCGGUAAUCAGUGCGAAGAUUGAUUACCAACAACAAGAAAAGGGUUUAAAGUUGGUUGAACGUUUUGAUCCCACCCACGAAAGAACUAUUGGGAUUGUUACACACACAGACACACUUCAGCGGAACUCGGAGGAGGAGAACACCUUUAUUGAGCUGGUUAAGAACGAGAAAGCUCAGUUGAAGCUCGGUUGGCAUGCUUUGCGGAACGGACCUUCCCAUGACCGAUAUAAUUCGGAGGAUCUCUGCAGCAAAAAGGAGAUGGUGAUCUUAAGGAUUGGUUCCUGGGCUGCACUGCCCAUGUCUUGCGUUGGGCUGGGCACUCUUCAGACUCGUCUGAGCCGGGCAAUCUUCGACCGCAUGAAGCGGUAUAUCCCAGACAUGGCCAGGAAUGUUGAAAAAAUGAUCUCGGAAAACAAGGCAAAACUGGAGAAGCUCGGAACCCCGCGCGCAACUAUCCAGGAGCAGAGAGCUUACCUGCUCGGCAUCAGUAGCAAAUGUGAGCGAAUCAUGGCUCAGGCAUUGGAUGGCACGUACAGUGAUGGUUUCUUUACUUCAGAAGCCUGCAGCGGUGCCCAUGAUUUUCGCAAAUUGCGAUCCGUUAUCCGAGACCUGAAUGAUGACUUCGCCGAAGCCAUGGAGCUUCGAGGCGCCCACCGCAUAAUCAUCGAUUCGGAUACUGAACGUCGCACUAAAGAGAGCCUCAAGGGAGAUGCCAAACCUUACCUUCAUGACUGGGAGCCAGUCUAUAUCACUCGAAAGGCUUUCGAGGCAGAAGUGGCUGAGCAAGCUCGCAGAAGCCGCGGGGUGGAAAUGCCUGGCCAUAUCAACCAACGUCUUGCCGAAAGUCUUUUCCGUAUUCAUUCGAAGCCUUGGGAAGAGAUCGCGAGACGACAUGUAAUGACGGUCGGGGAAGUCGUCGAACACUUUGUGCAUUUGCUCUUUGAAUAUCUGACAGACGACCAGGCUUUCUCCGCUCUCUCUCGUUCCAUCCUCGACCCGGCCUUAAACAAGAUGAAGGAAAUGUUAUUGGGAAAACUUGAGGAAUUGACCGCGUUCAUGAAGCGAGGCCAUCAUUCACUGAUUGGCCGGACCUACCUCACCCAAAUACAAAAGUCUCAAUCAAAGCGUCAGUUUCAGGAUCUUACGAGAAGGCUCGGCCUUCCACUCAACCCUAACCAAAAUCCACCCACAGUGACCAUUUCACUUGGAGACCUGCGAAGAGCGACAUCGAGCCCCGAGACUUCGGCCAGUCAGUUUUCUGCUGCUGAGAUCGUUGACGAGAUGCAGGCAUACUACGACCUUGCAAUUGUGGUCUUCAUGAACAAUAUUGCGAAUCUUGCGAUAGAAAACUGCCUUCUUGGGCCGCUAGAAAGUAUCUUCACAAGCGUCACUGUGAUCAACAUGGACGACGAGCACAUUCAGGACCUUGCUUCAGAGACUGCCACUGUCCGUGAGCAGCGCGAACGCCUCAGUUAUCAGCUAGGGAAGCUUCAGACUGGCCUGAGCACACUGAAGUCCUAUGAUUCUACCCAACCUCGCCCCGAAGUGCAUAAAAGGUCGACUUUUAUCAAGGAUUCGGUAUUCUCCCAGUACUCCAACAGGAAACGAGAUCACUCCUUGACUACCGAAAACAAGGAUAAAGGAGCUCCAUUCAUCACUGGACCGCCAAGCAGUGUCGCGUUCGAAAGUACUGCGUUCUCGUCAAGUAGCACUGCCGCAGGGUUUUCCAAUUCCAGCACCUCUGUCACCUUUCCUCCGACUCGUCCAUCUGGUACUCUGACCAAUACUCCUGCCGCCCCUACACUUGGCAGCUUCUCUGGAAAUGGAUUUGAGGGGUGGAGAUCUGCGAAGAGUGGCUUUCACGAUGCCUCCAUAGGGGGCAGUUCUAGCAGCAGCAUUUCUCAGGCUGCGAGGCCCUCAUCUACACCAACACCCAAGUCUUCUUCCGUACAACCAACAACUAAAUCCCCUGGCACUGGAGAGUUGCUAUCGCAGCCGACGCCAUCAGGCGAAAAUACGUCCUCGUCUUCUUCCAGCUUGCAUCAAUCAAAGGGCACCUUGAAGCGCCAACAAGGCCAGCAGAGUUCUACGAGCGUGCCGGAAAAGAGAAAUAAGACUGAGUAG
Molecule: messenger RNA, 2706 nt
Organism: Aspergillus thermomutatus
Lineage: Eukaryota; Fungi; Ascomycota; Eurotiomycetes; Eurotiales; Aspergillaceae
Exons: 4
Coding region: 1-2706 (901 amino acids)
Cellular component (GO): cytoplasm; microtubule; membrane
Molecular function (GO): GTPase activity; microtubule binding; GTP binding
Source: RefSeq, a predicted model, not a curated record